CUCCACCCACACGACCAGCAGAUCUGAUCCCUCUGGCUCCCGCCUCCCAGUCCCAGCACGCGAGCCUGCACCGCCGAUCUGCCGAGAAAACAAACCACGCCGAAACACGGCCCUUUCGCUCGUUUUCUCGCUCGUUUUCCCCACUUUCCAGCCCUCCACCACCUCCCCGGCACCGCCCGCUGGGGGCUCGGCGUGCGCCCGACUAACCCAACCGACCACGACGCGCGCACGCGUCCGCACGGCACCGACCCCGCACCGCACGAAUCCGGCAAACCGAGCAAAAAAACGAGGUGAGAUUAGGAACUGAGAAAAAACCCGCACCCGCGUCCGGGUGCUCUCUCUCUCUCUCUCUCGCCGCCCCCUCCCAUCCGCGCUCCCCUCCUCAUCCACCGCCCGUCCCGCCGCCGCCGGCCCAAGGCCCGCUAGCCAGCCGGCCAGCCUUUGUGUGCGUGUGUGCCCGUGGUGGUGGCGAUGGCGUACCGGGCGGACGACGACUACGACUACCUCUUCAAGGUGGUGCUCAUCGGGGACUCCGGCGUCGGCAAGUCGAACCUGCUCUCGCGCUUCACGCGCAACGAGUUCAGCCUCGAGUCCAAGUCCACCAUCGGCGUCGAGUUCGCCACCCGCAGCAUCCACGUCGACGACAAGGUCGUCAAGGCCCAGAUCUGGGACACCGCCGGCCAGGAAAGGUACCGUGCUAUCACAAGUGCCUAUUACCGUGGAGCAGUAGGAGCACUCGUCGUCUAUGACGUUACACGGCAUGUCACCUUCGAGAACGUGGAGAGGUGGAUGAGGGAGCUCAAAGACCACACGGACGCCAACAUCGUGAUCAUGCUUGUCGGCAACAAGGCGGAUCUGCGCCACCUCAGGGCCGUCCCGACCGAGGACGCCAAGGCCUUCGCCGAGAGAGAGAAUGCUUUCUUCAUGGAGACAUCGGCCCUGGAGGCAAUGAACGUGGAGGACGCCUUCACCGAGGUGCUCACCCAGAUCUACCGUGUCGUGAGCAAGAAGGCCCUCGACAUUGGCGACGACCCCGCAGCGCCUCCCAAGGGCCAGACCAUCAAUGUUGGCGGCAAGGAUGAUGUGUCUGCGGUGAAGAAGUCUGCCUGCUGUUCGUCUUAGCUUGGAAGGAUAGAACAUGUACUUGGGUUGGUUGAUACUUUUGCAGUAGAGGGCGCAGGACGUUAUUGCAGUCAUGGUCCUCGACCUGUAUUCAUGUGUUACCAGGUGUCGUUGAUUUUGCCAUUUGAUACAUUAAUUCAUUCAGGACUUAAGCUGCCGGUAUAGUUUAGGGAUGGAAGUGUGCGGCUAUCAUAUUUAUUUUUUCAUAUAGGCCUUAUCUAUUUUGUUGCUUUCAUUUCUUGUAUCUGUAUACUGUCGCUUCUCUUAUAUCAACCUAGGUGCAUUGCUUCAACAAA
This is a messenger RNA of Sorghum bicolor (sorghum), 1418 nucleotides long. Its product is annotated as ras-related protein RABA1f. The record is from RefSeq and is a predicted model, not a curated record. Gene Ontology annotation, molecular function: GTP binding; GTPase activity. Lineage: Eukaryota; Viridiplantae; Streptophyta; Magnoliopsida; Poales; Poaceae. Bases 472 to 1122 code for a protein of 216 amino acids. Gene Ontology annotation, cellular component: endosome. The transcript has 2 exons.